UCGUCGCAUAGAGCGACACACGUAGCGCGCGUCGUAUUUCAAAAUGGCCGCUAUCGACAUGUUGUCGUCGGAACAAAUAUUUUACGGGUGCAGCCCGCCAGCCGGUUUCCUAACAGACUAUUCAGCUCCCGUUAGAAGACCAACAAAACUAACAACUAGAGGUUACUCGGCGCCCUCUCUCUCUGUGCUAAAACCGGUGCAAUUGUCAUUAAAAUCAUCAGCUCCGAGAAGUUGCAUACGGUUAUCAACGGAGAAGAAGCAAAAACGCGUAGUGUUUGCGGACGACAGAGGUUACGCGUUGGAACAUGUGAAGGUUAUGACGGAGCCGUCCCAUGUACCACCAUACUGGGCUCUGAUGAUUGUUGCCAGUCCACCAUUGGAAAGAAAACCUUCACUGGUUGACACUUGGGAUGUGCGGUUCCCGCAACCCGCCUCCGAUUACUUAGAAUUCAGAAGGAGAAUAACGGAAAACUAUGUCGCGCUGGAGAAUGUGAUUGUCAAACACAACGAAGGCGCCGUGGAUGGUACUGUCAAAGUGAAGAACUUGGAUUUCGCGAAGGAAGUCUUAAUACGCGCAUCAUCAGACGGGUGGAGUACCCACGAGGACACAUAUUGUGCGUUCGUUGAAUCUGGGCCUUUAAACACGAGUGGUGUAUCAAUUUACGACACUUUUGGUUUCCGUUUGCAGCUACCCAUACAUUCGAGGAAGUUAGAUUUCUGUGUGUGCUUCCGCUGCAAAGAUAAGGAAUAUUGGGAUAAUAGGAACGGCGAAAAUUUCACGAUAGAAAAGUCGUCAGUGAGAAAAACCCCAGCGAUAUCGUGUGCUAGGAUUAAUUAUGGUAAUUCGUGGAGUGGUUCAGUCGUGGGUCACACGCCGUAUUGGUGAAUUGUGUGUGUGGAUUUUGUGUUAAAGUUUUGUGAAUUGUGCUAUGGUAAGUCCAAUUCAGAGACGGUAAGAUUAUUACUUUUAACUCGUGAAUUGAAUGGUUUGGAGAGGAGUAACCCUUGCAUGAAUCUUGCUCUGACAGUCAUGAUAGGAAUGUAGUUUUUAUGACUAAAGAUCUCUGGUUUUGAUGAGAUUUAUAUGUAAUUAGAUUUCGUUGAUUAAUAAUAAGCAAGUUCAAAAACAAAACUGUAGAUCUAUUUACUAUUUUUGGGGCUAAUGAGAUACAAUCAAUAAUAAAAUAUCAAUCAAUUUUAUUAACGUUUUUAGACGAAAUAUAUGAAAUUAAGGUAUUCUGAAAAUUGUAUUGAAAUUUUUACGCUCUCACAAUGGUAAAAAAUUGGUAUAAAUCAUAAAAUAUAUCCAAAAUCAUUAAAUUUAAUAUUGGGUUAUUCACUUCUACAGAUAAUAUCCAAAUGCUAAUUAAUACAUACAAAAGGAUCCCUGGAAAACCAAUU
This is a messenger RNA of Pieris napi, 1401 nucleotides long. It is a transcript of the gene Gbs-70E, whose product is annotated as protein phosphatase 1 regulatory subunit 3C. Gene Ontology annotation, molecular function: glycogen binding; protein phosphatase 1 binding. The record is from RefSeq and is a predicted model, not a curated record. Lineage: Eukaryota; Metazoa; Arthropoda; Insecta; Lepidoptera; Pieridae. Bases 44 to 886 code for a protein of 280 amino acids. Gene Ontology annotation, biological process: regulation of glycogen biosynthetic process. The transcript has a single exon. Gene Ontology annotation, cellular component: protein phosphatase type 1 complex.